Molecule: messenger RNA, 1797 nt
Organism: Acipenser ruthenus (sterlet)
Lineage: Eukaryota; Metazoa; Chordata; Actinopteri; Acipenseriformes; Acipenseridae
Product: V-type proton ATPase 21 kDa proteolipid subunit c''-like
Exons: 8
Coding region: 193-810 (205 amino acids)
Biological process (GO): proton transmembrane transport
Cellular component (GO): proton-transporting V-type ATPase, V0 domain
Molecular function (GO): proton-transporting ATPase activity, rotational mechanism
Source: RefSeq, a predicted model, not a curated record
UCCUGUGACGUUAGGAAAACGUCACGUGCCCCAUGGAACGUUCGUCACAUGACCAGCUGCUCUUCCCCCUUCCUUCAACCGAGAGGGAGAGAACCUCUUCCUCCUUCAAUAGAAAUAGGUGUUCCGACAAAAACACAAAUUAAAUAGCCAAAUAAAACAUUAGCGUGAAAACCGUGUGUCACACAGAGAAACAUGAACGGACACGCCAUCCUCUACACCGGGGUCACUUUGGCUUUCUGGACUACCAUUCUCAUCGUCGGCACAUGUUAUACAAUAUUUGAUCUUGGAUUUCGAUUUGAUGUGGGCUGGUUCCUGACAGAGACCUCACCAUUCAUGUGGGCAAAUCUGGGGAUCAGUUUGGCUAUUUCUUUGUCUGUGGUUGGUGCUGCAUGGGGUAUUUACAUCACAGGCUCCAGCAUCCUUGGUGGUGGUGUGAAAGCACCCAGGAUUAAAACGAAAAACCUUGUCAGCAUCAUUUUCUGUGAAGCUGUCGCCAUCUAUGGGAUUAUUAUGGCAAUUGUCAUUAGUAACAUGGCUGAGAAUUUCAGUGGCACCACCCCUGAGACGAUUGGAGCAAGGAACUACCAAGCAGGUUAUUCCAUGUUUGGUGCUGGUCUAACCGUGGGCUUCUCCAACCUGUUCUGUGGUAUCUGUGUUGGCAUUGUUGGAAGUGGAGCUGCGCUUGCUGAUGCACAGAACGGCAGCCUUUUUGUAAAGAUCCUUAUUGUGGAAAUCUUUGGAAGCGCCAUUGGAUUGUUCGGAGUCAUUGUUGCUAUCUUACAGACAUCAAAGGUAAAGAUGGGUGACUAAAAGAUGUGACAAGGCCAUACAAUUCACAAGACUUCCAGAAGAAGACAAUUCUGAGGACGAGACACAGAUGAAUUGUAUAUAGUAAUUUAUUUAAAUGUUGUUUUUUUUCCUGACAUGUUUGACAUUUAACCCAUCAUUCUCUGAAGAGUGACUUUUGUGACUUAAAACCAUUGAUGGUGACGUAAAAUAUUUGCACCCAGUUGUCCUUAAAUAAAUGUAACUUUAGUUUAAAAGAAGUAGUGAGCUUGUCUUUAAGAUUAUUCCCCUUAAAUCUGAAAAUUAGGUGGUGGUGACAGGCCAGAAAAGAAAUUCUUAAUGGUUUAAGAUCAACUAACUAAUGCAUAUUUUUGUAAAUUGUAUGGUUUUGUUGUUAAAUGGGGCAAAAUUAAUGUCAUGCUGUUCUAUAGACUUUUUUAUCAUUGUAAAGUUAACAUUUAUUUAAAAAGCUCCUCUACCUGUACAAAUCUCUCUGCCUUUAUAACUCCACAAGAGUAACAACUGGAUGGAAUGCUUUAGAGGUCUCUAAAAUAUGGAUAGCUUCUAAAUGUGUUAAAGAUGUCAAGUCUACCUGACAGGUAGACUCAUGUCUGCUCACAGGUACAGAUGACUAUAUGACUUAAUGGAUUCCGUUGGUUGACAGUUAAUUUCUAACAGUGACCACACAGACAUCUCAUGUUACUGCAGUCUAAAGGGUGUUAGCAGUAUAAACUAGAUUUCAAAUUCAGAGGAGGAAAAAGUCUGGGGUUUUAAUUAAUUUCAAAAUCCAGACAAUCCUCACUGGUUGAGAUUCAAUAAGCAAACAAUAUGUUCUUGUGCUCAGUCUAGUCACAAGGGAUUAAGGCAUAAUGGUGGACUCCAUACUCAUUCUGUGUAUUUUAAUGAAAAAAAUGGCAUAUGUACAGUUGAUCUUAACCACCAUUUGUGUUUUAAAUACUAUGUGCUUUGUGUCAGAUCAAGAAAUAAUUAAAAGCUUGUGCAAACUGUGAA